Messenger RNA from Colletotrichum chrysophilum, 309 nucleotides. RefSeq lists its product as uncharacterized. The record is from RefSeq and is a predicted model, not a curated record. Lineage: Eukaryota; Fungi; Ascomycota; Sordariomycetes; Glomerellales; Glomerellaceae. Bases 1 to 309 code for a protein of 102 amino acids. The transcript has 3 exons.
AUGCAGUUCUCCAAGAUCGCUCUUCUCGGCCUUGCCUACACCACCGGUGCUCUCGCCUCUUCUUGCCGCAUUUACGGCUGGCUCCAGGGCGAAGCUGUCCUCGAUAACUGCUGCUGGGGUAAGGGCCAGAAGGCUUGCACCAACCAGAACAAGGGCGGAACUCCCCGCGGUACCAGCGAGGCCUACUGCGCUGAGCAGAGCCCUAACUUUUGCGAGAAUGUCAUGCUUAACGGCAAGCCAGUCUCUGCGACAUGCGAUGCCGACUGCUGCUCCACUACCACUGGCUGGGGCAUUGGUUGCCCUAAGUAG